GGGAGUCUCUCAGUUGAAGAAAAUGCUCGUCAGUUUGACUCCCUUUGCGCGGAGCUUGGGUUAGAGGGGCCUAGCGAGAACGAUAAGAUCGUCCGAUUCAAGAGCGGCCUUCACCCCAAAAUGCAAACCCGGGUGGUAGCCCAACACGACGGCAAACGUUGGACUAACUACCGCGAUCUUGUGGCCUAUGCUUCGAUGGUGUGGAGCCACGUGGGGCCUACUUUGGACGCCGCGGGACCGGGCGUCGUGGCGAAAGCUGUCGGAGGUCCAAGUCCCACCUUCCGCCGCGACAAGCGCAAACACGACAACCCCAAUGCCCCCUGUCAGCAAGGGCCUAAGGGAGCGGGCGGCCAAGGGCUCUCCAAGAAGCACCGUCAAGCGGUCAAGCAUAACGGGCUUCCCAAGGCUAAGCGGGUGCUUCCGGACGCGUAUCGUCAAAAGCUCCUCAAGGAAGGCAAGUGCUUGAACUGUGAAGAGAAGGAUCACUUUGCUAGGGAGUGCCCUAACCCGCCUAAGGAGGUUCCUCAGGGUUUUUAG
Molecule: messenger RNA, 537 nt
Organism: Klebsormidium nitens
Lineage: Eukaryota; Viridiplantae; Streptophyta; Klebsormidiophyceae; Klebsormidiales; Klebsormidiaceae
Source: the annotation of a GenBank genome assembly